Lathyrus oleraceus (garden pea) is the source of this 693-nucleotide messenger RNA. RefSeq lists its product as uncharacterized. The coding region runs from base 1 to 693 and encodes 230 amino acids. The transcript has a single exon. The record is from RefSeq and is a predicted model, not a curated record. NCBI's taxonomy places the organism in Eukaryota, Viridiplantae, Streptophyta, Magnoliopsida, Fabales, Fabaceae.
AUGGAUUCAGACAAUUCAGAUAAUAACGAUCAAGAAUUUUGGGCGUUGGUUGAAGAAGAAUUUAUGGACGACAGUGAUGAAGAACAACAACUUCAGAAUUCUGGGAGUUCUUCUAGGCGAAAGAGAAGAACAACUAUAGAUCGAGGUCGCGAAGAAGGGCACAAUCGAUUAUUCAAUGACUACUUCUCGAAAAACCCAGUAUACACAGAUGUUCAAUUCCGAAGAAGGUUCAGAAUGCAUAGGCAUGUAUUUCUUCGAAUUGUAGAUGCCCUUGGCAAUUAUGAUGAAUAUUUCCAAAUGAGGGUCGAUGCAACUGGUAAAAUGGGUCUUUCACCAUUGCAGAAAUGUACAACUGCUAUUCGUAUGCUGGCGUAUGGGUCUCCUGCUGACCUUGUAGACGAAUAUGUUCGAAUCGGUGAAAGCACUUCAAUUGAGUGCUUACAAAGAUUUGUUAAGGGCGUGAAUGUUGUAUUUGGGGCAGAGUAUUUGAGAAAACCUAACAACACUGAUGUUGAACAUCUUUUACAAAUGGGAGAGUCACGUGGCUUUCCAGGUAUGUUGGGUUCCAUUGAUUGUAUGCAUUGGGUAUGGAAAAAUUGUCCUGUUGCAUGGAAGGGACAAUUUUGUCGAGGUGAUCAUGGUAAGCCCACAAUCAUGCUUGAAGCAGUGGCAUCACAAGACUUAUGGAUUUGA